UUUCCACUGGCGGCCAAAAGUCCAAUUACCGCAGGGAAAGGAGCCUCUGAACGCAGAUUGACGUCCUCUCUACCUAUAGGGUAGGCCCGGGGACGGCGAGAACCUUCCCCGGAUGUGGGCGCGGCCCUGGGGUAGCUGUGAGAAGUCCUCCACCGCAGUUGUUUGGAGAGGCGGAGCUGAGAUCGUUUUCUUGGUUAUCAUGUGACGGGUUCUGGAUUUAAUGGGGGGGAAAGUGUGGAGUAGGCCAAGGAUCCAAACUGGCGAAUUCACUGAUCUUCGCGCCUCUCUCCGCUCUCUGGCCCACGGCUCUGCCAGGAUCAGUCCCACAUCCCAUUAUGGCAUCCUCUGGCCAGGAAAAGACACCAGCACAGUAAACCAAGAGCAUCCGCUUUUCAUACUGCAAUAUGAAGCACUUGCCAGCUACGUAAACAAGAUAUAUUUCCCAUUUUUCGACGUUGGCAACAGCCUUUUUAAACUGUUUAAAUGAGAAUGUCCUUGGCUCAGAGAGUACUACUCACCUGGCUUUUCACAUUACUCUUCUUGAUCAUGUUGGUGUUGAAACUGGAUGAGAAGGCACCUUGGAACUGGUUCCUCAUAUUUAUUCCAGUCUGGAUAUUUGAUACUAUUCUACUGGUCAUGCUGAUUGUGAAAAUGGCUGGACGAUGUAAGUCGGGCUUUGACCCUCGACAUGGAUCACACAAUAUUAAAAAAAAAACGUGGUACCUCAUUGCAAUGUUACUUAAAUUAGCCUUCUGCCUUGCACUCUGUGCUAAACUGGAACAGUUUACUACCAUGAAUCUGUCCUAUGUCUUCAUUCCUUUGUGGACCUUACUAGCUGGGGCUUUAAUAGAGCUUGGCUAUAAUGUCUUUUUUGUGAGAGACUGACUUCUAAAGACAUCAUCUUAUUUUAUUGCUGUUCAACAAGCUGUCAUUAAAGUAUUCCAAAUCUUUGCAAGCUUGAAGAAUACCAGAAAACUGAGAAAAAUACCAAAUGUAUUUUAUACUGCUUCCAUAAAAUAGUCUUGGUGAAUCAUGGACUUCUAGUCAACCCAAAGCUUAAUUAUUCAAUAUUUGAGUUAUUAAUAUCUUUAUUAUCCUUAUUUAAAUAAAGUUGGUUUUGGAUGUUA
Molecule: messenger RNA, 1127 nt
Organism: Artibeus jamaicensis (Jamaican fruit-eating bat)
Lineage: Eukaryota; Metazoa; Chordata; Mammalia; Chiroptera; Phyllostomidae
Gene: TMEM60
Product: transmembrane protein 60
Exons: 3
Coding region: 484-885 (133 amino acids)
Source: RefSeq, a predicted model, not a curated record